AUGGCUAAUGUGGAUGCUGCUGCGAGUACGAGCGGUGAAACUGAAAGUGAAAUUAAUGACGAUUUAACCGAAUCAUCGGAAAAUAUAUUUUUGCAAAGCAUAUCGGAACUGAUUGCUAAUAGUGAGCAAGCAUCUUCCGUGGGCAAUGGCAGCUUAUUAUCAAUUGAGGAAGUCGGUUCCAUACCGCAACCACAAUUUGGCUAUUUCCUUCCACUGUCAGCAAUACCGAAGCGGUUGAAAAGGGAUACACAACACGAGUCUAGCCGCUCACCCACACCUCUAAUAUCACAGCAACAUCUCAGCACAAAUGGCAAUUACAAUACAAACGGAAGAUCAAAGCGCUUUAGUUCGCCAGGAUAUAGUGAUUAUGGAUGUGAUAAAGUAAACAGUCGCAAUUUAAACGGAAAAGUUGGAAAACGAAGCAUACGGUCGAUGAAUGAGGCAAUAGAAGUUCUUGCGGAUCAAGUGGAAGAGGAGAAUAUGGGUGAAAGAACUACAUGGGAAUAUCACACUGUGAUAUUAUAUAGAGUUGCAGGCUAUGGAUUUGGAAUUGCAGUGUCUGGAGGACGAGACAAUCCACAUUUUGCAAAUGGUGAUCCAUCUAUUGCCGUGAGUGAUGUGUUGAAAGGUGGACCAGCGGAAGGAAAAUUGGAAACGAACGACAGAAUCAUCACAGCGAACGGCAUUUCAUUAGAGAACGUCGAGUAUGCAACAGCCGUUCAAGUAUUACGUGAUAGUGGAAAUACAGUAACACUUGUUGUUAAACGACGUGUCCCAGUGCCGGUGCCUGUAAAUUAUCAACAACCCGGCAGUAGUGCAAUGACAAAUCAUCAGAAUAUGCAUCAGCAUCAACAUAGUCUAAGUUCAAUUGGAUCUCAACAACAAAUAAAAGUUAUAAUUAAUAAAGCCAGUAAGAAGGAGGACUUUGGGAUUGUUCUUGGAUGUCGAUUGUAUAUUAAGGAGAUCUCAUCAAAGACUCGAGAGCAAUUGUCAGCAAAUGGAUAUACGUUACAGGAAGGUGACAUUGUAACACGUGUCCACAAUACAAACUGCAAUGACUCGAUGAGUUUAAAAGAAGCAAGAAAGAUUAUGGACUCGUGUAAAGACCGAUUAAAUCUGGCAGUUAUAAGAGAUCCAAAUGCAGUCGUCCAACAACAACCACAACAAACCAAUAACUCUAUGUUCUCACAUCAACAGCAAUUAUCAAAUUGUUCAAAUAUUGAAGAUAAUUUUAAUACAUCAUCAUACUCAACACAAAACCUCUACGUCCAGCCACCAACAAGACCAUCACUGAGUACAAUGCUAGAUGAUAAAUGUAAUUUAACGCCUCGAGGACGUUCAAGAGGUCCACUUACUGACAUUUCACAGCUUUCACAACUCGAUAGACCAUCAACACCACCAAAUCAUUCGAGAAGUCGUAGUGGAAUUAUUGAUGAGCCACCACGUCCACCAUUACCUCGAGAUGAAUAUUAUAGCACUCGACGAUUGGCAGCUGAAACGACUGAGCCACGAUACAUAACAUUCCAAAAAGAGGGCUCGGUUGGCAUUCGAUUAACGGGUGGAAAUGAAGUUGGAAUUUUCGUGACUGCCGUACAACAAAAUAGUCCAGCAUCAAUGCAAGGUCUUGUGCCUGGUGAUAAGUUAUUGAAAGUUAAUGACAUGGACAUGAAUGGUGUAACGCGAGAAGAAGCUGUGCUAUUUCUUCUAUCUCUUCAAGACCGCAUUGACCUAAUUGUACAAUAUUGCAAAGAGGAAUACGACAAUGUCGUUCAAAAUCAACGCGGUGAUUCCUUCCACAUAAAGACACAUUUCCACUACGAUGCACCAUCAAAGAAUGAACUUUCAUUCAGAUCUGGCGAUGUCUUUAGAGUAAUUGACACACUUCAUAAUGGAGUCGUUGGAUCUUGGCAAGUGAUGAGAAUUGGACGGGGACAUCAAGAGUUACAACGUGGAAUAAUUCCAAAUAAGGCAAGAGCUGAAGAAUUGGCAACAGCUCAAUUUAAUGCAAGUAAGAAGGAAGCCUCAAAUUCAGAGUCACGAAUGAAUUUCUUUAGACGCAAAAGAACCAACCAUCGACGAUCAAAAUCAUUGUCAAGGGAGAAUUGGGAUGAUGUUGUGUUUUCUGAUUCCGUCUCUAAAUUCCCUGCUUAUGAGCGCGUUGUGCUUCGUCAUCCUGGAUUUAUUCGUCCAGUUGUAUUGUUUGGACCUGUUUCUGAUCUCGCAAGGGAACGACUUAUUAAAGAUUAUCCAGAUAAGUUUACAGCACCAUUACAAGAUAGUGAUAAGACAAAGUGCGGGAUUGUUAGAUUAUCGAAUAUCCGUGACAUUAUGGAUCGUGGGAAGCAUGCAUUACUUGACAUUACACCAAAUGCUGUUGAUCGUCUUAAUUAUGCACAAUUCUAUCCUGUUGUCAUCUUCCUUAAAGCUGAUUCGAAGCAUACAAUUAAGCAACUUCGACAAGGAAUUCCAAAAUCAGCACACAAAAGUUCGAAGAAGCUUUUCGAGCAAUGUCAAAAAUUAGAUCGUGUAUGGUCACAUGUGUUUAGUACGUCAAUAUCACUAAACGAUACAGAGUCAUGGUACCGUAAGGUCAGAGAGACUGUUGAUAAACAACAAGCUGGUGCUGUCUGGAUGUCAGAGACUAAGCCUGUUGAGUCAUUAUCGGAUGAUUUCCUAUUCCCAAUGAAUACAACAUCUCGACUCUCGUAUGCCUCAAGUCCUGAAUCAGAUUUGGAGUUGUCACCUGGACCAUCAGCAUCAUUAUCAUUGGGCAAUUUACCGCAGCUUGUAAAAUCAAGUUCAGAUCCAUCAAUAGCAACAAAUCAGGAUAAUUUAGAUCGUGAUCGUGAGGAAAUGGUUGAAGGAAUGCCACCGCCAUACACGAAUCCAUAUGACCAUUCAACUGCACACACAAGAAGAUUGACUGUCGAUAAUAAAUAUGGAUUUUCACCAUCGAAACCGACCGAUGAGCAAGCACUUUAUGGAACGCGUCCAAGUGCUUUCACAGUUCCGGAAUUACCACCACGCAUUGAUAGAGCGUCAAAGCCUAAUUCAGUACCACCAAGUACACCAGGAUCAUCGUUGCCAUCAAGAAAUUCAUCGUCUGCUAAUAGUAAUGGUGGUACGAUAGGACGUACAGCACAGGAGAGAUUAUUUGGAAAUACAGCAAAACAAGGAGUUAGUCCUGAAGAUCAGCAGCAAGAUGACAUUUAUACAUCAUCAAAUAAGCUUUUGAAUACUAUGGAACCGAAGAAAAUUCCAAGCGAUGAGAAUUCUUUGGAGAGACGCAAUAUUGCGCAUGGACAUCAUCAUCACCAUUCAAGUACUCAACAGAAUUCAUUAGAUCGUCAAAAUUCAAACCAGAAGAAUGGAUCAAGCUAUGAUAGUGUGUCAAGCUAUGAUUCCUUUAAUGCUAAUCAACCACAACAAGCCAUCACAACAUCAACAUCAUCUCUACAAAAUCGAUUAGGUCCAAAUGCACCAGAUGAUCUGAAAUCAAUCCCACCACCAACAGCAAAUCGUGCAUCAUUGGUUAAUACCCAAGAAUAUGCAUCACAUCAACGUAACUCGAUUCAUGAACGUGACUAUAGUUUUAAUGGUGGAAUGGAAUCAAUGCCACAGCCACGAAACUCUGUGAAUCUUCCGCAAAGACCGACAAAUUUGCUGAUCGAGAGUCCAAGAAAACCGCAUAUGAUGGAGACUAAGACGGAUUACGGAAAAUAUAGUAGAAACAAUUCAGCUACUCAAGCCGAUUAUAUAAAGCCACCGAAAAUUGCACAAGUCGGACCACCACUUCCCAACUCUAAUCCGCCACCACCAAGUGCAUUUAAGCCUGUACCACCCCCAAAACCCAAAAAUUAUCGACCACCGAUGCAGGGUGGAGCUCAGAAUGGAAAUCAGUGGGAAAAUGGGGAGCCAGUCUCACCUCGCUCACCAAACGGAUUUUAUUACUCAACUCCAACCAAUCAACAACAUCAGCACUAUCAUCAUCAAAGUAUGACAAAUGGCUCUGGUACAUCACCACAUUAUAGUCAUCAUCAAUUUGGUGGGAAUUCGCAUUCAAAUUAUGGUCAACCAAUGCCUCCGAUGCCACCGCAUAUGCAAUCUCCACCUAUGUUUGGUAAUAAUGGAUAUAAUCAUCAACCGCAUUAUGGUAGUAGUGGAAACUAUUCACAUAGAAAUCAUGGAUUUGGAAACUUACCAGUACCAACUCAGUAUGGUAUAGACUUGGCAAAUCGUGAACAACGUGGCUCUGCUUUUGAAUUGUAUAGGAAGCCACAAGUUGGUGCUCAUAGUAUGAGCGAUAUGCCACCACAGAGACAGAAUUUACCGCCAAAGCAUCAACAGCAGCACCGAUAUGAUAUGGUUAGUGUAACGCCAGAACCACCUCCAGAGCUGCCAGUAAAACCAAAGAAAAAUCCAUUGAAAAGUCCCUUAAAGGCAAUUAAAAGUGCCAUCGUAAAAGGCACAAAAUCAUUACGACGACAAGCUAGUUUUAUGGACCCAAGUGAAUCAAAGAAACAGCGUUCACUUAGGCGUCAACAUUCCAUGAUGGAAAGAGGAUCUAGUCGGAUGUAUAACUCACAACAGAACUAUUCAAAUCAGCAAGAUUACUAUGAGUAUCAGCAGCAACAGUAUUACAAUUAUUAUCAGCAACAACAACAACAGCAACAGAGGCAAGGAUAUUAUCCACAAGAUGAGCGUUAUGCUUGGUAUCAGAGACAUGAGAGAUAUUAUCCAGCCAAUGGUCAGUAUGAUGAUGAGCCAAUGUAUGGAAAUUAUGGCCCACCGCCAGAAGAGAAUAUUUAUGCAAAUCGAGCAUUAAUUGAGCUUCAACGACCAGCUCCCGUCCAAACAUCUACAGGAGGUCGAAUAGUUCGACGACAUAGCAUGAAUGAACGUCAACCAGAUGUACCAGCAUUUGCAACACUCACAAAACGACGUUCGAAAUAUACUGAAGAUAUUGACGAUAGAUUCGCACAAAUGUCAAUUGAAGAGCCAAUUUAUCAAAGUCAACGUGGCUCAUUGAUGUAUCAGGAACCAAUGAAGUCAAGACCGGCACCACCUGAAAUGUCACAAAUCAAUCGUCGGCAAUUUAUCGAACGUCCAAUUGAUGACAAUCAAAAGGUGAUGCAGACAAGAAAAGAUUUAAAUUCACCUGGAACAUCAUCAGCAUCAUCAAUCUCGUCGCCAUCAAAAGAAAGGAAUCUGAGAGAGUCAAGGCGGCAAUUGAAAGAUCAAAUCUAUCAAUCAAGAAUUGAUGCAAUGCAAUCAAUGGCUGAGCCAAAUUUCUUGACUCGAUCGAGUAGCGGUGCAAGCACAAAUACAGGAAAUUUAAGGUCACAGCCAAUUUACGAGUCGAAGAAGGAAUGCGAUGAGUCAAAUGAGAAUGGACAUAGCCGCAAUAGUGAUGACUUGGAGAUAUCGAAUGAGAAUAAUGAACAAGAAAAGUCAUUAUUGGAAGUGAUUGAAGAAACGAUAAUGAAAAAUAAAUCACAAGAUGAAUUGAAUGAAAUUUCUACACGUGACGAUAAUGACGAUAGUGAAAUUCCAUUUGCGGAUGAUGAAGCCACAGUUGUCAAUUCCAAUACGAAUGAGACAGUCGAGGAUAGUGACGAUUCAUUGCAGAGGACAGCUAUUGAGAGAAUUAAAGAACCGAUACAUAUUUCUAGUAUAAUUAAACGUUCGGCUCCUCCACCUCCACCAAUUCGUUCACCAACAACAACAAGAACUGUCGAGCGUAGAAAUGGAAACGGACAUGCUGAAUUUGUUUACGAUUCCCACACGUCCAUUGAUACACAAUAUAUAUCUCAAGCUAGUCUUCCAACUGGGCCACCAAAUGCUCAUUCUACACCAUACACAAGUGAAUUGACCCUCAAAGAGCAAAAGUCAUUGGCAAAGGCAAGAUUCUUAGGCGCCCCGUCCGUACGUCAACCAAACACAACAAAAGGAUAUUUCGAUGAAAUGGGUGGAAUGCUUGAAGAUAAAGCAUGGAAUGUGUCAUUGAUAAUACCACCCGGUGCUAUACCAAAAGGUGCAAAACAAGAAAUUUACUUCACUGUGACAGAUCCACGAAUAUCUGAAUCUGUUGGCGGUCCACCACUGGACAUGGAAAAUGGUGAACAAGUCCUCUCACCAAUCGUACUAUGUGGACCAGUCGGUUUAGAGUUCCUUGAACCCGUAACCCUCAACAUUCCACAUUGUGCAUCAAGUACACCAUCGCUAGGUUUAUCUAUUAAGGCAACCGACAGUGAGAAAAAUCUUCAAACCAAUUGGGAUAAUAUGGAUCUUCCACCAUCAAACACAGCUCAUCAAGUCAGCGUUAAAGUUGAUCAUUUUUAA
Molecule: messenger RNA, 6342 nt
Organism: Chironomus riparius
Lineage: Eukaryota; Metazoa; Arthropoda; Insecta; Diptera; Chironomidae
Source: the annotation of a GenBank genome assembly